Messenger RNA from Apaloderma vittatum (bar-tailed trogon), 1512 nucleotides. RefSeq names its product repulsive guidance molecule family member b (gene RGMB). Gene Ontology annotation, biological process: BMP signaling pathway. Gene Ontology annotation, cellular component: plasma membrane. The transcript is spliced from 2 exons. The record is from RefSeq and is a predicted model, not a curated record. Lineage: Eukaryota; Metazoa; Chordata; Aves; Trogoniformes; Trogonidae. Gene Ontology annotation, molecular function: coreceptor activity. The annotation marks the transcript as partial.
GUGAUUGCCAGCUGCAAACAGCUUGUCGAAUCCAGAAAUGCACGACUGAUUUUGUAGCCUUAACUUCACAUCUAAAUUCGGCCCUUGACGGCUUUGAUUCGGAGUUCUGCAAGGCCCUGAGAGCAUACUCUGUCUGUACCUAUCGCAAUUCCAAAGUAUGCCGUGGAAACCUAGUCUACCAUUCUGCAGUGCUUGGCAUCAGCGACCUCAUGAGCCAGAGAAACUGUUCCAAGGAUGGGCCCACAUCCUCGACGAACCCUGUAGUGACCCAUGAUCCCUGCAAUUACAGUGGCCACACAGACACCGGAGAACAUGAGAGAGGGGAGAAGACUCCUCCUACUUACCUAUUUUGUGGCUUGUUUGGUGACCCUCAUCUGAGGACUUUUAAGGAUCACUUCCAGACGUGCAAAGUGGAAGGUGCUUGGCCCCUCAUAGACAAUAACUACUUAUCCGUGCAAGUGACCAAUGUGCCUGUGGUCCCAGGAUCCAGCGCUACUGCUACAAAUAAGAUUACUGUUAUAUUUAAAUCACACCAAGACUGUACAGAUCAGAAAGUAUAUCAAGCCAUGACUGAUGACUUGCCUGCAGCUUUUGUUGAUGGUACAACAAGUGGAGGUGAUGGGAACACCAAGAACUUGCAAAUCGUGGAGAAAAUCACUGGCAAAUACAUCGAAAUGCAUGCCAGAUACAUUGGGACUACGGUGUAUAUACGCCAGUUCGGGCACUACUUAACGUUGGCAGUUCGCAUGCCUCACGAGUUGGUCAUGGCCUACGAGGAGAGCCAGGAUCUUCAGCUGUGUGUGAACGGUUGCCCUUCAGGUGAACGUAUUGAUGAUAGUGGCCACUUACCGUUGCCUGUGAUGGGCCAGUUGCUCCCUCAGGGUGGUGCUGCUUAUCCCCGGUCAGUGUACACACUGGAAACUGCCAUGACCAAAUGCCAUGAGAAGAUGCUGGUGAAGGACAUCUAUUUUUACUCAUGUGUGUUUGACCUACUUACCACUGGUGAUGCUAACUUCACAGCUGCUGCUCACAGUGCCUUGCAGGAUGUGGAGGCACUGCACCCUAGAAAAGAGCACUGGCAUAUCUUUCCCAGCAGUGGAGGUGGUGGUAUGGGCAAGGGUAACAAAGUUUUUGUUCGUCUUGGACUUGUGUGCUUGAUCCUUGAUGUGUUUUUGUAGGUUUUUCUGUCUAUAACAAAGUUCAUAAUAUAUUGAGUAAAGAUGAGUAUAUAUAUGUAUAUACCAUGUAUACGAAUGGAUGUUUAGUCUCGGGACACCCACCAGAUUGUACAUACUGUGUUAACUGUUUUCAUGUAUGUUUGAUGUAGUGUUCUUUGCCUCUAUUUGUUUUGCAGUUGGUGAAUGUUUUGUAACGUCUCUGCAUUGGGACCUGAUAAAAAGCACUUUAUUUUUUAUAUAUUAAAUAUUUAUGUGUGUAUCUGAUAACUAUAUAUUAUAUGUAUAAACAUGUUUAUACAAUGCUCAGUGUUCUCUCUAAGUACUACUUGGUUUA